Molecule: messenger RNA, 2379 nt
Organism: Ziziphus jujuba (common jujube)
Lineage: Eukaryota; Viridiplantae; Streptophyta; Magnoliopsida; Rosales; Rhamnaceae
Product: O-fucosyltransferase 8
Exons: 9
Coding region: 411-2297 (628 amino acids)
Source: RefSeq, a predicted model, not a curated record
UUUAAAGUAUUGUUGAGUUUUCAGUUUUCGCUUACAAAUCACUCAUCUACUUGUAUAUUUUCACUUUCAACUGCUUCUUAGCUUCACUUUGAAUUCAUACUUUGGAUGUUCUUCUUCUUCCAUUAACUUUUUCCUUCUUUAUUUCAUUUUGGGUCUCAAAUUUUUGUGCCACACCAAACCUGAAUUUGCUUAAUAUGGGUCUAUAAUGGGUUGGUAGGUCAAGUUUUAGAUUGUGAGAAUCAUAGAAAUGGAUGAUUGUUUCAGGAUCCUAGAAUUUCUUUCUACAGUUGUUUUACAAGUUUAGUUCUGCUAUUGUGUUUUGUUAAUGUCAAAGUUUUCUCAGCGAUUUUUGUAAGGACUGGUGACCAUCUCUGUUGCUUCUUGAAGCUUUAUUGAAUAAAAAAUAGCAUAUGGGAAAGCAAAAUUCCCCAAGAAGUCCACGUCCAGAGCCCCUGGACGAUGACUUAUCGUUAAGGAUGAAAGAGUGUCAGAUUAGAUCUUCAGAAAAUGGCAAUGAUCCUUCUAUUGGGAGAAGAAUGUCAGGGGGAGAUAACCAUUGGAAUUCCAAGAUGGUGUUACCUUAUGGUUGGAAAAAUGAUAAUGCAAAAUAUACUACUUGUAAGACUAGCUAUAUAGGGAAAAAGCAUUUAUGGCUUCGAAAGCAUGUAAAGUCGAUUUUUUUCAUGUUUGGGUUGAUGGGUCUCCUUUUCCUGCUAGAUUCUCUUAUGGUUUCUAUUUUUGAUUCAACAAGUCUUGAGACUAGUUCAGUUCCCGAUAAACCAAGUGGGCUUAAGGAAGAUGACAGAGAUAGCUACAUUGAAAGAGAAAAAUCACCAGUGCAUAUGUAUGACCGGCUUCUUAAUUUGGCUUCUAGUGCUCUUACAGAGAAAGAGUUUAGGCAAGAGCCGUCAAAUUUCUGGAAUGAACCAUACGACCGGGCAUCUAUAUGGAAACCUUGUGCUGAUAGAAAACCUUCUACAAGUCGAGGGAGACAUGAUCAAAGUAAUGGCUACAUAUUAGUCAGUGCGAAUGGUGGUCUUAAUCAACAACGAGUUGCUAUUUGUAAUGCUGUCGCCGUGGCAUCACUUCUUAAUGCAACUCUUGUUCUGCCAAGAUUUCUUUACAGCAAUGUAUGGAAGGAUCCUAGCCAAUUUGGUGAUAUUUACCAAGAGACAUAUUUUAUGGAUAUUAUGAAGGAUGAAAUCGAUAUUGUUAAGGAACUCCCUCCUGAUUUGAAAUCAGUGGAGAUUGAAGCAGUUGGUAGUCUUAUUACUGAUUCUGAUAUUGUGAAAGAGGCAAAGCCAGUUGAUUAUAUAAGAAUAGUACUACCUAUCCUCCUGAAGAACAGAGUUGUUCACUUCCUGGGAUUUGGAAAUCGGCUUGGCUUUGAUCCAUUGCCUUUUGAGCUUCAGAGAUUGAGAUGCAAGUGUAAUUUCCAUGCUUUAAAGUUUGUGCCAAAGAUUCAACAAGUUGGUUCACUGUUAGUUAGAAGGAUAAGAAAAUACGAUGCUGCAAAUAGUAUGUUGGAUAAACAAUUGUUUGGAAAGUUCAUGCCUAGCCUUUCCUACAAGGAGCAUGAAGUUGCAAAAGGCCCUUCCAAAUAUCUUGCUUUACACCUGAGGUUUGAAGUUGAUAUGGUUGCUUACUCUCUUUGUGAAUUUGGAGGUGGUGGCACUGAGAGAAAGGAACUUCAGACCUACAGAGAAAUCCAUUUUCCUCUGCUCAUUGAGCGUUUGAAGAAUUCAAAGCCUGUUUCUCCAACAGAGUUAAGAAAGUUGGGGAGGUGUCCAUUGACACCAGAAGAAGCAGCACUUGUUCUAGCUGGUCUUGGUUUUAAGCGGGGAACAUACAUUUAUCUAGCUGGCUCUCAUGUAUAUGGUGGAAAAUCCAGAAUGCAAUCCUUCACCAGCCUCUAUCCUAACUUGGUCACGAAGGAAUCUCUCCUCACACACACUGAACUUGCACCUUUCAGAAACUUCUCUUCUCAGCUAGCAGCAUUGGACUUCAUAGCAUGUGCAAGUGCUGAUGUUUUUGCAAUGACUGAUUCUGGGAGCCAAUUAUCGUCGUUGGUGUCUGGUUAUCGAACAUAUUAUGGAGAAGGUCAUGCUCCUAGUUUGAGGCCUAACAAGAAGAGGCUAGCACAAAUUUUGUCAGAUAAUAGCACCAUUGAAUGGAACAGUUUUGAAGACAGAGUCAAAAAGAUGAUUGAGGAAGGCCAGAGGAUUCGUGUUAGGGGUUUUGGUCGAAGCAUUUAUCGACAGCCAAGGUGCCCAGAAUGCAUGUGCAAAUCCCAAUAAGUACAUUUCCUUCAACUCCUCAAUCCUUUAAGCAGAUGACACGUGUCUCACUGUUUUCAACUCCCUUUUUUAGAUUUUUUUU